AUGUUGUAUCAAGAAGGCUUGUCCGAAAAAGCUCUGAGCAGCCCUGGUGAACAGAUGGCAUACUUACUGGCAGAGAGAAGUACACUCUUGGGGAAAUUGGAACUUGUGGACCCCAAGCCAAAGUCACGGAGAUGUAUGAGUAGUAACCUACAGAAAGAAUUUACCCAGGAGAAAUUUGAACAAAGCCACCAGCCUCUGCAAAGAGAAGAUCAGAAACAUCAAGAACCUGUGCAGCAGCCUAAAACAAAUCCAAGUGAGAAAAUAGCAAAAUGUCAUAAGAGUACAUUUACUGUUUGUUUCUUACUAACACUCAUUUUAUUUCAGUCUCAUAAUGAAGAUCUGGAAAAAGAUAAAACAUCACAAGACUGCUUAGAGAGAAGUAUGGAACAAGUAGCAAAGAGGUUAGGAAUGGCCCAUGAAGAGAUCCAAAGGCUCACCGGUGAGCUACAAGUGAAGGAGAAAGAACAGCAUAAAUUAGAUUCUGCGCUUGAGAAGGCUCAACUAGAAAUUGAGAAAUUAAAAGAAAGUUUGAUUAGACUGAAAGAAAAUGAGUCAGUUGACCUACAGAAAGCAAAGGAACAUAAUCAGAGACUGAAUGAGGAAAUUCUGGCUUUAAGAAAUCGGGUUCGAUCACUUGACUCAGAAAAAAAAGUGCUUGGAGGAAUGGUUGAAAGACUUAAAGGAGAGAUGUGUGAAACUCAAGAGAAUAAGCAACUUGGGAGACACUCCCCAGAAAUAAGUGUGGGUGCUGAACGGAGAGUACAGAUACUGAAAAUGAGCCAAGAAAAAAAUUGAAAUAUUUGAAAGUGAUUUGUCAGAAGAGGGAGGAGAAAGCAACUGUCAGAAGGUCAGAAGGUCAUGGAAGUUGAAAGUGAGGAAUUGCAAAAAUCACGGUCAGAACUUGUAUGCCUUUAUAAUGAAGUUCAGAGUCUUCCAGAGGCAGCAGAAAGCAAAGAACAGUUUUUAAUGGUAUAUGACCUGCUACAAAGAGAGAAUUCUGAAUUAGAAACAAAGGUCUUGGAGCUUUCACAAGAAUUUGAAAGAUUAAACCAUUUUACUGUAGGGGAAAAAACUGCAACUGCUAAUUUAAUUACAAGUGAAAAUAUCUGUAAAGAUCUUGUGUCUAAAGUACCAGUUUUGGAAGUAGAGGUUCAAAGUCCAAAGGAAAAGAGAGAGGAACUCUGUCCCAAAUUAGGAGAAAGUAAGCAGAAGGAAAUUCCAGAGGAGUCAGUAAAGGAGGGCACUUUUCCAAGAGAGGAGCAGAAGGAGGAAGACUCACAACAGAAUCGAGAUAUGAAAAAUGAGGAACAGCAGUUGACCAUGACACCUGAGGAAGUUGUGAGGCUUAGAGAAGAGCUGAGCCGUAUAAACCAGAGCCUGCUUCAGUCUCAGAACUCUGAAGAUAGUUUAGAUGACAGUAGUGCCCAGUAUCCAUCAUCUGGAGAAAAACUAAAAUGCAAACAGCAAGAGGAAGCACAACUUUGCCAGAAUUUGCACCGGCUCCAGGUUCUAUGCAACUCAGCUGAAAAAGAGCUUCAGUACGAGCGAGGAAGGAGCUUGGACUUAAAGCAACAUAAUAGCUUACUUCAGGAAGAAAACAUUAAGAUCAAAAUUGAACUAAAGCAUGCUCAGCAGAAGUUAUUAGACAGUGAAAAGACAUGCUCUUCACUCACAGCGGAGUGGAAGCACUGUCAGCAGAAAAUCAAGGAACUGGAGCUGGAAGUACUUAAACAGGCUCAGAGCAUUAAAUCAUGGAACAACCUACAGGAAAAGCUGGCUCAGGAGAAAUCUAAAGUCGCUGAUGCAGAGGGAAAGGUUCUGGACCUGCAGCAGAAAUUAGAACAUGCUCAUAAAGUCUGUGUCACAGACACUUGUAUUUUAGGGAAGAAGCAACUAGAGGAAAAGAUAGAAGAAGCAAUGGAAAGUGAAGCUAAAGUAAAGCAGCAGUAUGAGGAAGAACAAAAAAAGAGGAAACUCCUACAGCAGAAUGUAAAUGAGCUACAAAGUCAAGUGAGAACCUUACAGGAUAAAGAGAACCAACUGAAAAUGACCAGUUCUCAGCAACAAUCCAGAAUUCAGCAGCAAGAGACCCUACUUAAAGAACUGGAAAAUGAAAAAAGAAAAUCUGAUGAGCAUAUCAAGAGUAACCAGGAAUUGUCAGACCAGCUAUCUGGGUUAAAGCAAGAGAAAGAAGCCCUAUGUCAAGAAUAUGGGCAAUUUUUGAAGCAGCUUGAUGCCUAUAUGAGAAACUAUAAUAAGAAACAUCACCAGCACAAAGCCAAGCUUCAAAAAGUCAAGGAUCGUUUAGUUCAUGAAGUAGAAGUACGAGAUAAGAGAAUUAAACAACUUGAAGAUGAUAUUGUAACACUGCAACAACAACUGGAAAAGGAGAAGGCAUGUCAGGAUGAGGUCUCUGCCCAAAAUGAUAUCCUGCAACUAGAAAAAAGGAAACUUCUGGAGCAACUCACAGAGCAAGAAGAAUUGAUCUAUGGCAACAAAUGGAGAAUAUCUUCAUUUCAGAGCAGAAUUCUUUUCCUGGAUAGAGAAAAUAAGCAAUUACAGGAAAAUAGUCUCCGGCUCAAGCAGCAGGUUGACCUCUUAGAAUACAUUAUAAGGAGCAUCCAGAAUUGCAGAGGAGAGGAAACAAUUAGUGUCAUCCCUGAAUUCGAAGGAUUGAGUAAAAUAUUGCCUUUACCAAACUCCAGUUUUUCAGGAAUAACUUUGGUAGAGUCAGUCAGAAGUCUUCAAGAGACUGAAGAACAUAAAUCAGAAGAAGCAAUGGCAGUUCCAAAGUCCUCUGAAUCUCUUUCGUGUUCACAGAAUUCUGAUACUGGAUACAUAAAUGUGGCUUCUCUGAAAGAGACACACAGCAUACAAGAACAAAAGCAAAAGUCAGAACUAUAAAAUCACUGGUGUCUAGAGCUACACCUUUUAAAGCUGCUAACUUAAAGUGGAAUAUGACAUGGAGAAGAGUCACCACAGAUC
Molecule: messenger RNA, 2985 nt
Organism: Cynocephalus volans (Philippine flying lemur)
Lineage: Eukaryota; Metazoa; Chordata; Mammalia; Dermoptera; Cynocephalidae
Gene: CCDC30
Product: coiled-coil domain containing 30
Exons: 20
Source: RefSeq, a predicted model, not a curated record